UCAGAUUUAUUCGAGACUGCGAAACAUCUAGUGGACACAAGGCUGCAUUCAAAAUACGCUGUUUAUUUUCGAACAAUUUAGAUUAACGGCUUUUAAAUAUAAAUCAUUGGGACUUGAAUAAUUCGAAUCGUACGAUGCAGAUUUAUCAUCUAAUGUCAAUGUUUGUAUCGUUUUCCAUAACGGUAGGCAUUCGAGCAAUCACUGCAUACGCCGUCUUCAAAAUCGUUGAACCUGAGAAGCCCAUCACCAAUGAAAAAAUGUACGACGACUAUCCGUAUCUUCGCGAGUUGGACAUGAGUCAUCAAACGACAUUCGACUUUCCAAUUCAUCAGGUUCUUCUGGAUCACGAACUACUAUCGGCAUACAUUUGCAAUUAUUGCGGUAUAAAAUCAAUCUACAAUCAAACCUUAUCCAAACUACCACAACUUACGUUGAUUGUGUUGAAAAGUAACGCUCUGAAGUAUGUGCAUCCUGAUUCAUUCCAGCACAACUCCCGACUGGAUCAUAUAAAUUUAUCCGGAAAUCAGCUGGUUACGAUCAACUCACUGGCCACUCUUCGACAUAUAUCUUCAGUAUCGAUAUUGAAUCUGAGCCAUAAUGAGAAACUGGAUAUAAACCGAGUGACACUGGAAGGUGAUAGAUUAAUGAUUUUCAGCUGCAACAAUUGCGCAACGACUUACCUGGACCGAAAUUCGUUCGCUGGUAUGUCCAGACUUUCACACAUUAACUUCAAGGAGAAUAUGAUCGAGCAGAUUCAUUAUGAUGCACUGGAAUGGUUGAGCUACUUAAAAAUUCUUAACAUCGAUGGGAACCGCAAUUUAACGAUGUUGAGCUUCACGUCGAAAUCUCUGAAACGGUUGAGUGCCCAAAACUGUUCACUGGAAGGUACUUUGCAAACUUCAAAUCUACCCGAACUAAUAAGCAUCAAUGUGCAGGGGAACCGUAUUACACAUCUGGAUGAGCUUAGCCUCGUGGCUAAUUCGAAGAUCAACAGUUUACUGCUGGAUGACAAUGAACUUCAAAAAAUUCCGGAAAUACUCAUAAAACUACCACAGUUGCAGCGCUUAUGCCUCGAUCGAAAUCUUUUUCAACCGUACGAGAAUAUCUAUAAAGCAACCUUGGUGUAUAAAUCAAGAUUUUUAAGGCAGAAUUGUUCUCAAGACGAUGCCUUCCAUCUCAAGUUUGAGUAUCAACUACCGAAUAAAAACGGAGUGGCAGUUUAUAAGAAGAAGCCAGUGCACAGUGUUUCCAACAAUGGCGCCAAGAUGGAUCUAUCAGGCCGGAACAUAGUUUUCAUUGAACAAGAUUACCUAAUCGAUUACACAAAGGUGAUAGAAUUUAUUUUUGACAACAAUCAUAACUUUGACUUCAAGGAAUCGAUGCCGUUCCUUGAGAGCAAUUCUGUUGAAAUUUUGUACAUGCGGAACUGCUCAAUUACUGCCCUCAAUAGCUCUACAUUCAUGAAACUUCCAAAACUUACUUCCCUACAUCUUCAGGGCAAUCAGAUUCUAUCACUUUACAGUUCAUCAUUUUAUCCACGACAUGGAUUGACUUACAUCAAUUUGGCUAGCAAUAAUCUCCAGUUGAUAUCGCUUACGACGUUCCAAUAUCUCUAUAAGUUGAAAGUACUAAUCCUGGACGAUAACCGGCAUUUUUUAAAAACUGUCCGAAAACAUUUUCUUAUAAGCACAUCGAUAACCAAUCUCAGUUGUGAAAACUGUGGAUUUGAACAAAUGACCGAUGAAACUUUCGAUAUGAUGUCAAAGUUACGAGCGUUGAAUUUACAUAAUAAUAACUUGAGAUCAUUUGAUAUCGAUCUUCUAAACGAACUGGAAACACUUUGUAUAGAUGACUCUUUUCUCGAAGAAGCGUUUCUUCGUUCACUUGAAAUGCGCAUCGACCGAGUGACUGAGCUAGAAGCCAGUUGUAAGAAACAAUGUUUAUCCAAACAAUUGAGGAAUAACAUUGUUUCAGAAAUUCUUGAUACAACUGCAAUGACAGAUGCCACGAGUAAGACGCUUUAUAUGAGAUCUUCAGCCGUAGUGAUCUGGCAGACUUCAGCUAGUCAGGUGAUUGGCAUUAGAAUAUUAGUGCUUUUGCUGCUGAUAUGCCACCGAUAUGCAUCGUAUGUGCACUCGGUUUGAACAUUGCAAAACCCACCGAAAAAUUUAGAAUCAUUACACCAGCAUAUCAUGCUUACCAGUAAUCCUAUGAACAGUUUGACAAUAGUCGGUUGAGCGUUCCAUACUUUUAGUCGGUAGUCUCUGUAGCAUUCCAAACUUUCAAAAUUUAAAAAAAAAUAUGAGCAUUAACCUACAAAAAUAGAAUCGCGCGUUCAACCAAUCAUCUUCAAACUUUCUGGGAGUAAAAUAAAACAUGCUGUGAAUAUUUUUAA
Aedes aegypti (yellow fever mosquito) is the source of this 2395-nucleotide messenger RNA. Its product is annotated as TLR4 interactor with leucine rich repeats. Gene Ontology annotation, molecular function: protein binding. Lineage: Eukaryota; Metazoa; Arthropoda; Insecta; Diptera; Culicidae. The record is from RefSeq and is a predicted model, not a curated record. Gene Ontology annotation, cellular component: extracellular matrix. The coding region runs from base 135 to 2144 and encodes 669 amino acids. The transcript is spliced from 2 exons.